Molecule: messenger RNA, 672 nt
Organism: Bombyx mandarina (wild silkworm)
Lineage: Eukaryota; Metazoa; Arthropoda; Insecta; Lepidoptera; Bombycidae
Source: RefSeq, a predicted model, not a curated record
AUGUCUAAGUUUGUUUUGCUGUUGAUUUCUAUGACUAUAUUUGAUAAGACAGCAAAAUCGCAAUAUCUCCGGCAGCAACCCUACAGCAUAACUCCAAGACAAAUGCCGGAAUACAUCGAAGGGCCCAGAGUUUACGACGGACCAAGGAUCUUCGAGGGCCCUAGAUUCUACGAUAGUCCCAGGCUCAUCGAGAGUCCGAGGCUCAUUGAGGGCCCUAGGCUCAUCGAGAGCCCUAGAGUGAUAGAAUCCCCUAGGAUAUACGAAGCGUCAAGGAUCAUCAACCAGCCUGUGAUAACCGAGACACCAUGCAACAGUGUCGCUCCAAGGGUUCCAUCGACCACGAUAAUUACGGACUGCACUCCGACCGUCUGCAAGAACUUGGCCAACACAAUCCAGUUAAUGAUCAUCUGUAAUUUACUACAGAACACAAAGGGUGGUCCCGAAUUGGCUUUGCAGUUGGCAUCUCCGGUACUAAACGAAGUUUUUACUUCGCCGGCCUUUUCAUGCGGCUGUCCUAAUCCGUUCUCGCCUAACGUCGUUUCUCCUAAAGCGGUUUCCCCUAGCAUGGUCCCUAACUUUAUAACGGCAGCUUUUAACAGCCCCGUAAGUAAUGCACAGCCGACAUGCAGCUUGUUAUCGAAUCUCAUGAGCUUAUUUGGUAACUCUAUAUAA